AUGGUGGUAGUUUUAGUCUAUGUAGAUGAUAUAGUAAUCACGGGCAGUAGUUCAGAGUUAAUAGCUCAUACCAAGAAAUUGCUUCAUUCUCAUUUCAAGCUUAAAGAUUUAGGUCCAUUAAGAUACUUCCUUGGUUUACAGGUAGCAAGAUCAGCUAAGGGCAUCACUGUUGGCAAAGAAAGUUAUGACAAACAGUUUUCUAUUUCCGGGGAUCCUCUACUGCCUGAUGCUACCAUUUUUCAACAACUCAUUGGAAAGCUUCUUUACUUGUGUAUGACACGUCCAUAUUUGAGCUAUUCAGUUAGUUUAUUAAGCCAAUUCAUGCAUGCUCCUAAUGUGUCUCAUAUGCAGGCUGCCUUGAAGAUUGUUAAAUUGGGCCUCCUGUUUGAUUACUCGGCGAUCAAUUACUGGUUUUUGUGUAUUUUUGGGAAGUCUCUUUUGUCUUGGAAGUCUAAGAAGCAAGCUACAGUCUCAAGGUCUUCUUUAGAGGCAAAAUACAGGGCCAUGGCUUCUAAGAAGCAAGCUACAGUCUCAAGGUCUUCUUUAGAGGCAGAAUACAGGGCCAUGGCUUCUGCUAUACAAGCUGGUCUUAUUCAGACUAAAUAUGUUCCUAGUAAUGAGCAAAGGGCUGAUAUCCUUACUAAAUCUCUUGGCAGUCAUUUACAUUAUCAUUUCCUUUCCAAGAUGGGAGUGCUUAAUCUUUAUCACUCACCACCUUGA
Molecule: messenger RNA, 720 nt
Organism: Pistacia vera
Lineage: Eukaryota; Viridiplantae; Streptophyta; Magnoliopsida; Sapindales; Anacardiaceae
Exons: 4
Coding region: 1-720 (239 amino acids)
Source: RefSeq, a predicted model, not a curated record